AGCGGCGCUGAGGCAGGGUAGCUCCGCCGGGCGGGAGGCGGCGGCAGCGGCAGAAGCCAGAGCCGGGUAGGGCCCUCCGCCGGCCGGGGCGCCGCGCCGCACCCGGGCUCCUCGCCCUGCCCGCGCCGGGGGCUGCCCCCGUCUUACCUCGCCCCGCGGGGGCGCUUGAAAGCGGAGCGCGAAGGCGGCGGCGGCGGCGCCGAGCGGGGACGAUGCCGCUAGCGCAGCUGGCGGACCCCUGGCAGAAGAUGGCUGUGGAGAGCGCGGCCGAGAGCAGCACGGAGAAUGGACAGCAAAUUAUGGAUGAACCUAUGGGAGAAGAAGAGAUUAAUCAGCAAACUGAAGAAGGCAAUAUCAAAGAGAUUGCAAUAACACAUCAUGUAAAGGAAGGACAUGAGAAAGCGGACCCAUCACAGUUUGAACUUCUUAAGGUUCUAGGACAGGGUUCUUUUGGAAAGGUAUUUCUUGUCAAAAAAAUCUCAGGAUCAGAUGCUAGACAGCUUUAUGCAAUGAAGGUAUUAAAAAAAGCCACACUGAAAGUUCGAGAUCGUGUUCGGACAAAAAUGGAACGUGACAUCUUAGUGGAAGUUAAUCAUCCUUUUAUUGUCAAGUUACACUAUGCUUUUCAAACAGAAGGAAAGCUAUACCUUAUUUUGGAUUUUCUCAGGGGAGGAGACUUGUUUACACGCUUAUCCAAAGAGGUGAUGUUCACAGAAGAAGAUGUCAAAUUCUACUUGGCUGAAUUAGCACUUGCUUUAGACCACCUACAUAGUCUUGGAAUAAUAUACAGGGACCUAAAACCAGAGAAUAUACUUCUUGACGAAGAAGGACAUAUCAAAUUGACAGAUUUUGGCUUAAGCAAAGAGUCGAUCGAUCAUGAAAAGAAAGCGUAUUCCUUCUGUGGGACAGUAGAAUAUAUGGCACCAGAGGUAGUUAAUCGACGAGGCCACACACAGAGUGCAGACUGGUGGUCUUUUGGUGUUUUAAUGUUUGAAAUGCUCACGGGUACUCUACCUUUCCAAGGGAAAGACAGAAAAGAAACCAUGACUAUGAUUCUCAAAGCCAAACUUGGAAUGCCCCAGUUUUUAAGUCCUGAAGCACAGAGUCUUCUCCGAAUGCUUUUCAAACGAAACCCUGCAAACAGAUUAGGGGCAGGUCCAGAUGGAGUUGAAGAAAUUAAGAGGCAUUUAUUUUUCUCCACAAUAGACUGGAAUAAAUUAUACAGAAGAGAAAUUCAUCCACCUUUUAAACCUGCAACUGGCAGGCCUGAGGAUACAUUUUAUUUUGAUCCUGAAUUUACAGCAAAAACACCGAAAGAUUCACCUGGUAUUCCACCUAGUGCUAAUGCACAUCAGCUUUUUCGGGGAUUCAGUUUCGUUGCUAUUGCAUCAGAUGAUGAAAGCCAGGCAAUGCAGACAGUUGGGGUUCAUUCAAUUGUUCAGCAGUUGCACAGGAACAGCAUUCAGUUUACUGAUGGAUAUGAAGUAAAAGAAGACAUUGGAGUUGGUUCUUAUUCUAUCUGCAAGAGAUGUAUACAUAAAGCUACCAAUAUGGAAUAUGCAGUUAAGAUUAUUGACAAGAGCAAAAGAGAUCCAACAGAGGAAAUUGAAAUCCUACUGCGCUAUGGACAGCAUCCAAAUAUUAUUACCCUUAAAGAUGUGUAUGAUGAUGGAAAGUACGUAUAUGUGGUAACAGAACUUAUGAAAGGAGGAGAACUCCUGGACAAAAUUCUUAGGCAAAAAUUUUUCUCAGAACGAGAAGCUAGUGCUGUCCUGCUCACAAUAACGAGAACUGUUGAGUACCUCCAUGCACAAGGGGUUGUUCAUAGAGAUCUGAAACCUAGCAACAUUCUUUACGUUGAUGAAUCUGGUAACCCAGAAUCAAUUCGAAUUUGUGAUUUUGGCUUUGCAAAACAACUAAGAGCAGAAAAUGGUCUUUUGAUGACUCCAUGUUACACAGCAAAUUUUGUUGCUCCAGAGGUUUUAAAAAGGCAAGGCUAUGAUGCUGCUUGUGAUAUAUGGAGUCUUGGUGUCCUGCUUUAUACUAUGCUCACUGGCUACACUCCUUUUGCAAAUGGCCCUGAUGAUACCCCAGAGGAGAUAUUGGCACGAAUAGGUAGUGGAAAGUUCUCUCUCACUGGUGGUUACUGGAAUUCAGUUUCAGUUACAGCUAAGGACCUGGUUUCAAAGAUGCUUCAUGUCGACCCACAUCAAAGAUUGACUGCUGCCCAGGUUCUUAGACACCCUUGGAUAGUUGACUGUGACCAGUUGCCUCAGUACCAGCUAAACCGACAGGAUGCUCCACAUUUGGUGAAGGGUGCCAUGGCAGCCACAUACUCUGCUUUGAACCGCAAUCAGUCACCAGUUUUAGAGCCAGUAGGCCGUUCUACUCUUGCUCAGAGGAGAGGUAUAAAAAAAAUUACCUCAACAGCUUUGUGAAGUGACCUCAACCAGAUACUUGGUACCAUGGUAUAAGAUGAUAGCACAAAUCAUGGCAACAAGUAGCACAUAUCUGCAAGCACACUCUGUCCCAGCUGGUACCCAUAAUGCUGCUGCUCCUAUUGUUGCUACUGCUUUCAUCUAUUCUCCCUUUAAACUGUUGAUGGCAAGUUACUGACCUUUCUGGAGCUUUGGAUGGAGUGAAAAGUGGAAACACAAUGAAAAUGAACACGUUCACUGAUUGAAUAAACUAGAAGAAUUAUGAAUGCCAACUCUAUCAUAAAAAUACACUGAAUAAAGCACUCUGCACCAUAUAGCAUUAUUUUUAUAAAAAAUAUUUCUUGUCCCCUAAAAUAUUCUUUGUUACAUGUUGGGAUGGACAGUUUAUGUUAAGCACUUAGCUUAAACAAUCUGUUUAUGUUAGCACUGUAUACUUUGUGCCAUCCAACAUUUUGUAUGUUUUUGUAAACAAUUCAUAAGCAGUACUUUUUUGUGCUGUUUUCUUUAAUGUAUACAUGCCUUGGUUUAUUUAGAUUUUAUUAAUCAUUUUGACAAUUAACUCUGGUUAAACAGUUCACCUGGAUUAAUCAGUAUUGUUGGACAGCUCUAAAACAGCCUUGACUGUUAAACAGCUAUUGAAUGUAAUAUUAUGAAUGUGUAUUUUUCCUUGUCUGUCUUUUCUACAUUUCCAUGUUUUUGAAGUUGCAUGUCUUUUAUGAAGACCAGAGAGAUGUUGUUGUAUUAAAAAUUUAAACAGUGGGUUUCUCACACAUGUAAUAGGUAAUGCAUCCAUAAGAAAAAGUAACUUGUUCCACCUCACCCCCAUCUCUUUUCCCCUGUUUUUCCCCCACCAAUUACAGGACUCAGGAAUCGUUGCUAAAUAGUUUUCCCUUUCAAGACAGUUGUUUCUUGCUUAUUCUCAUAACUCAUUUAAUAUUUUUACUUUUAUUUUAUUACUUUAGUUAAGAGCUGACAAAUAUGUUGUUCAGCCGGUGCGGGCAUUAGAGAGUUAGAGAAGAAAUGUAGUGCUGACUCUAAAGCAAAAGACAAUGUCCAUUGAUAAACAGAAGCUUACCAAAAAUGGAUGUAAACUUUGUCUCUUGUGGUUAGAAUAUACUGGACUGAUUAAUUUCAUUUUUUUCAUUCGUGUGAUGCUCUUAGUUUACAGUCCAAAGCAAAGUCAGAGAAGAACCAUCCAGUACUUCCAACUGACAUCUGAGGUUCUAGCACCAUAAUUGGUCUCCUUGGGCCACUCAUCGCCAGUCCAGGCACCCUUAAAAUUGUACUGUCCAAGUCAAGUAAAACAAAACCACCCUUUUCGUGUUCCUUGAUGGUAGUGUUCUUCCCACUUCUCCUUUUAAUGUGAGUGUAAAAGGCUCUUAGUUUACGUUCUGAGGACACAAAUCAUAAAAUGUGCUUGCUUUUAUGUAGUCUGUGAGAUUCACUGCAGAUGGCUGAUCUUGAGUGUGCACUGGAGCACAUUAAAGUUUGGCUGAUACCCCAUUCUGCCAAAGAAAAUUGUACAUCAACUGACUACCUGUAUCAAAUACCCUUUACAGAAAUAUCCAAAGCUACUAAAUAUGGAGCUUAGUGCACAUUUUCUAUGAACAAUACUGUUUAAAAAUCAAGAGAUCACAAAUGGUAGUGUGAUUCUUGGUUAAUUAGUCUGUUCAGUUAUUUUUCCAGUAACUAAUUUGUUAGUUUUUCUACAGUGAGAAGUUUUCAAGGAAAUUUGUGGAGGGAGCGAAGUCCUUCAUUAAUGUGACACCACAGAUUUCCUCCCUCUGAUUCAUUGAUCCAUAUGAACAUGGAACGAAGACUCUGUUAGAAGCUUUUAGUAAUUCCUUGGCAAACAGGAAAGCUUAGGUUUUUACAAGCUGCCUGGAACUUUACAGUUAAGCAAUUAGUCACUGUUUUAAGUGUGAAGUAGGGAUAAACAUCAUAGCUUGUCCGUUUAAUGCUCUAAACUGAAGGAGGGAAGACAUUCUGGUCUCUCUAUAAUCUUGUGGGGAUCUCUGAAAGGGGAGUAGAAAUAGAGGAUUGGAAAAGGGAAGGGAUUUUAAUUGGAGAACCAACUGUUUAGCUUCCAGAAUCAACUUGAUCACUGGUGUUAAAAUUCUAAACAGAGAAUCAUGCUGUCAAAUAGUCUCCUAAUCGAAAGGUAGAAGUGUGGGGGAAUUGUGUAGACUCCAUGCUCCCUUAAAAAGGGGGGGGGCAAUUAGAAAGAGCUGAAAAGCUAGAGGCUUUGUAUGUAGUUUGGUGCUGUCUAUGCUGAUGUCCCUCCAGCGGUCUAGAGAACAAGAAAGGCCCUUUACAAAUAAAUAGUAGUAAUAAGGGUUCCUCUAUUAAACCUGCAAUCUGUCUUACUGCCCUCAGUGGAACCUGAUGUGUCUUAUUUCUUAAUACCUUGCCAUGGUGCUGAUCUACAUUUGGCAAGGAUGAUGAAGAGUUAGGAACUUGCCAAGGCAAGAUCCAUAACUCUAGCAGGGCCCUCAAGAUGUACCCUUGGUCUCAGAUGGGGCAUGGUAAUCCAAAGGAAAUAGAGGAUUUUUAAUGUUGCUUUGUAUUAUUAAAGAAUAACUUUUUACCUGGAGGGUUCUUAUUGAUAACAAAAAGUGGAACAGGUGUCUUGAACAUAUUUGUUUCACUACUAUCCUCAGAGUAAUUAGUCAUUUGCUCCUUACCUAAUGUUCUACAGUUGAGUGGUGGCUCUUUCAUUCUGUUGAGGAUUCUCCCUUUUAUACAAGAAAAAUCCUUAAUGUUGAGGUGGGGAAAAGCCAUUUGCAGUAUAGUCUUUCCUUUGAGAUUGGCUGCAGCACCAGUGGUGUUAGCCUAACAACUGUUUGGUAAUCUCACCCUUCAGCAUGUCUCUCUAAGUCAAGCUUGACAAAAAUUAAGAAAUCAUGUCUCCUGGAAACUGUUUUUCUUUUGAAGAUUAAGGUUAAACAUUAAGUCAAAUCUAGCUGAUAUCGUUUUAGAACAGUACUGCUGGAAUAAUUACAUGGUCUUUCAGUUCUUUUGCUUCAAGUCAUAAGAUGAUCAGCAACUGAAUUCAGGAAGGAAUAUCCCAUAUAUACUUAAUAAAUAGGAGUGCUAUGGGGUUUUAUGCCUUCCUCUGAAACAUCUGGUGUUAUAGUCAGUAUAACAGAGCAGAAGGACAGUAGAUACUCAAAUAUGGUAAUUUCUGUGUUCCUGAAGUCUUUAAUUUUACAGUUGCUUCAUUUAUUCUGUCUCUGUUCCCUCCCAAACUCAACCUAUAGAUCAGAAACCUCAUACUCAGCAUGCAUCAUAUACAUUUCCAUGAUGGGCUGCAAACACACAACCUUCAUCAUCACCCCAGACGGUGUCAGAAACUAACCUCAAUCCAUCAGUUUCACUGUACUCUCCUUGCCUUGCAAGAGGAUGUUUCUCUGUCUUGUGAGAGUAUCUGUGUGCCUAAUCCACCAAAGUUAUGGCAAUAUCAAGACAAAUGACUGUGGCAGAAAUGUGUUAGUCUUUUGUCAAUGCAUGUACAUUUUUAACAAUUGUCUAAUUUCAGAGGUUACGUUUUGUAUGGCAGUCUGUUUAAGCUAGAAAUACUCCUCUACCUGGUUCUGUCUGAAAGUGGGACUCUGUGAAGGCAUAUUAACGACAGCUCAAACUGGGUUGCUUUCAGUUUUGCUUUUAAAUAUUUUUAACGCUACUAAGUCACCUUUGUUCCCCUGUGCUUACUGGUCUUUGUAAUCAAUAUAUCCAAGCAGAGACUAUUGGGAAAUGUGAAUGUGAUCAGUAUGUUUCCUUUACACAGAUACUGCUCCCACAUUGUGUAUAUGCACAAGCAAGCAAACUAUACUGAGCUUUUAAUUUCUUAAAUAGCCCAUCUCUCAGGCUUGAUCUAGAGUAAGUUUUGAAGGUGUGCUGUUACAUGAGGUUGUAUAAAACAACCUAAUUAACACCAUAAAGACUAGUCAAGACAAAGUGAUUGUAUUUUAACACAUCCUAACCUGGUCAAAUCUAAAGUCUAGAUCCAAUAUAGCUUUAAAUCCUAGUUCAGACAACUGUGUUUCUGUGGAGCAAAUAAAUUUUACAGGAAAAUUAACUUAGUUUUAUACAUGUCUCUUUCUGGGAUCCACACACAUUUUUCUCCGCGUUUAUCUUUGGCAUGUUUUUGUAACUGUAGUUACUUAGGAACGAAGGAUGGGAAAUUAACAUACUGCUGCAUAGUUGUAGUCUCAACUCCUCACCACACAAGCUUGAACAGUGUAUGACCCACUGUGUAAAUUUUCACUACCGCUCCUUUGUCUGCAAAGCAUAGCCAGUGACUCUAGAAUACAGAUUCAUGGAAGAGGAAAAAUGGAGAAGUGCAGAUACAGGUGAAUAGCCUAUUUUUCAAAGCAAAAUUGCCAGUUGUGUGUGAGUAUGUGAGAACAGAGGGAGGAAGUAGCUACACUACUCAGAUUAGCUCUAUAGCAACAGUGAAGUACUAAUCACUAUUAGUACUGAACAAAACUUAUACUGAAUUUUUCAAAUGAAGUAUUUAAAACUGAUUUUUUUAAGAGAAAAAGGCAUAAGGAAAUAUAAUUGUUUUUGUUUUUUGUUUGCUUUGUUUUUGUAAAUGUAGUAUACCAACUAAAGCUCUGCUUUUCUAUUGGAAAGAGGCUUCUAGGUAUGUCAUUUCUUGGUAAGCGUCAAUGGUUAAUGGAUGAGUUUUCACUCAUGAAAAUAAUGUAAAUGAUUAGCUUUAUGUUGAUACUCUUGACCUAAUCAAAGGGAAGGUGUACUCAUAAGGGAUGUAAUUAUUUUGCAAUCUAGUGGGGGUGGGGGGGAAUCUACUUAAAACAAUUUUUAAAAAUUAUGAAAUCACAGAUGAUAUUUUUCUACAAUUCUAUACAAUCAUACUUUAUACUAGUUUCCUCCGCAUGGCAUGUAAGUGAGUCUAAGGUACAGUAGCAAAAAUUCAACUGUUCCUUUUGGCAGACAAUGAAAAUAGCAUCUUUCAGAUGCUUGGCACUGCUGUCGUAGAAUUGAAAUGCUAGUAAAAAGGUUAAAUAGUACUGAAUACUUAAAUGAUUGUUUUAUUCAGAGUAUGAUCUAGGAAAUUUUCUAAUCAUACUAUUAAUGUGUAAUCUAAACUGUUCCAGAUGUAACCAUGAACAGUCCUAGAAAGGUAUCAUUGCUUGCAUCCCUGUCAAGUGGCAGGUUUUGUAGUCUUUAAAGGAAAUUGAAAUUUAUACAGUGAAUAAAUUUUCAAACAUAUGAAAA
Caretta caretta (loggerhead turtle) is the source of this 7679-nucleotide messenger RNA. RefSeq names its product ribosomal protein S6 kinase A3 (gene RPS6KA3). Gene Ontology annotation, molecular function: ATP binding; magnesium ion binding; protein serine/threonine kinase activity. Gene Ontology annotation, biological process: intracellular signal transduction; protein phosphorylation. NCBI's taxonomy places the organism in Eukaryota, Metazoa, Chordata, Testudines, Cheloniidae. The record is from RefSeq and is a predicted model, not a curated record.